UCUCCCACAUCAAAAUUGCACCACGAGAGCUAGCUAGAAGCCUAGAACAACCAUAAGCGUCCAGCAAAAUGGCUUCGAGAAACACCGUUGUAUUCCUCCUUGGACUGUUCCUCUCGUCCGUCACCAUGAGCAGCGCAGCAAGAAUGCUAGAGGAGGAGAUGGCUCCGUCCAAAGGUGAGGAGCACCAGCCCGAGCUGCCAACGCUGCCCAAGGUCGAGCUGCCGCCAUUCCUGGAGGUGCACCUGCCACCUAAGCCUGAGCUGCCCAAGGUAGAGCUGCCGACAUUCCCGGAGGUGUACCUGCCACCCAAGCCCGAGCUCCCAACUUUCCCUGAGGUGCACCUUCCAGCCAAGCCUGAGCUUCCCAAGGUGGAGCUACCACUAAAACCCGAGAUGCCUACCAUCCCCGAGUUCCACUUGCCUGAGCGGGAGGCUAAGCCAUGAAGACUGCCUUCACUUGUCUUCUCUUUGUUCGCGCUCCUACACAUGUAUCUGUUGGUCGUGUUGUGUCUUUGUGUGAUUUCUGGCGAGUCUUUGUAUGAUGUGAAGUGCUUAUCUAUGGCGUCUAUUUGUGGAUGGAAUGUACAUGUACAAAUGUUUGUUUAUGAAAAAUAGAAGUGUUGGUCUUAUUUA
Molecule: messenger RNA, 632 nt
Organism: Triticum dicoccoides
Lineage: Eukaryota; Viridiplantae; Streptophyta; Magnoliopsida; Poales; Poaceae
Product: protein PELPK1-like
Exons: 1
Coding region: 69-443 (124 amino acids)
Source: RefSeq, a predicted model, not a curated record